Molecule: messenger RNA, 1492 nt
Organism: Drosophila eugracilis
Lineage: Eukaryota; Metazoa; Arthropoda; Insecta; Diptera; Drosophilidae
Product: facilitated trehalose transporter Tret1-like
Exons: 6
Coding region: 16-1380 (454 amino acids)
Biological process (GO): carbohydrate transport; transmembrane transport
Cellular component (GO): membrane
Molecular function (GO): sugar transmembrane transporter activity
Source: RefSeq, a predicted model, not a curated record
CGAUAUUUGCGGGAAAUGGCAAAAUUUUUUAAGAACUCCUUGCUUCAGCCUCACACACGUUAUCAGCUUUUGGCCACUGUAAUUGUCAACAUUAUCACCUUUGGCCAUGGAUUUGGUGUGGGUUGGCUCUCACCGACUUUGACUAAAAUCCAAACACCGGAGUCCCCAUUGGGAUUUGAGGUAAACAUAGAUGAAAUUUCCUGGAUGGGCUCCAUGCUGGGAUUGGGCAGCGUUUGUGGUAAUCUGGUUGUGGCCUCUUUGCUGGAGCGAGCUGGUAGGAAAUUCUGCAUUUAUCUACUGGCAGUACCAUAUGCAUGCCUUUGGAUUUUUAUAUACUGUGCAUCGAAUAUUUAUUUCCUGUAUGCAUCACGAUUCCUGUGUGGUUUCACAGGAGGUGCAGCCUAUGUGGUGUUGCCUAUUUUUAUCUGUGAAGUGGCAGAUUCCAGCAUCCGAGGAGCCCUGAGUUCAAUGGUAAUGCUGUCAGUUGAUUUUGGAGUAUUGUCUGGCUUUAUACUCAGUACCUAUCUACCGUAUCAUGUGGUGCCCUUCUUGGGCUUCAUAGUGCCAGUGGCCUACUUUAUAGCCAGUCUUAUGUUGCCUGAAACAGCUCCAUAUCUCCUAAAGAGAAGCCAACUUGGAGCGGCUGAAAAGUCCUUUAGAUAUUACAAAAACGAAAAUGGAGAAUCAUCGAAAGUUGCCUUUGAUGAGCUUCGGACCUCUAUUCUGUCUCAGCAGUUGGGUUCCGAUUUCAGUUAUAGAGACUUACUCACCAAACCCGCCUUAAAGGGCUUCGCUGCAGCUACUGUUCUCUGCACAGGAUUCCAAUUCAGUGGGAUUUUCUGUUUUAUCAACUAUACAUCAGAUAUAUUCGCCAAAUCAGGAUCAGUCCUGGAUCCCAACACCUGUACGAUUAUCAUAGGUUUGGUGCAAAUUAUUGGUGUUUACACCUCAACCAUCUUUGUGGACAUCGUGGGGCGACGCCUCCUGAUGUUGAUAUCAUCUCUGGGCGUGGGAGUCGGAUGCAUUGCCUUUGGCUGCUUCACGUACUUCGCACAGUUCUAUGAUCUGGAAAAAUUUAACUGGCUGUCCUUGGUUAUAAUGAUGUUUAUUUUAUACCUCGCCAACGUGGGACUGGUUGGGCUAUUCUUUCUGGUAAUAGUCGAGGUCUAUCCAGCCAAGAUACGAUCAUUUGGUACCUCGGUUUCCAUAAUCUGGAUGAGCAUCCUGGUGUUCUGUACGCUGAAGAUAUUCCCUCUCAUGCUGCACUUCUGGGGCAUAUCCUUGACCAUGUGGUUCUCGGCGACAUCCAGCUUGCUCACCUUUAUCUACUUCCUAUUUUUCUUGCCAGAAACCAAGGGAAAGUCGAUGGUCGAAGAUUAAAAAUGCUAUGUAACUGCAUUUUGUUGGAAUUUGAUAAGACAAAUAGCCAAUGUAAUCUAAUUUUAUGCCAAUCAAUGUUAAAAUAAAGUGAAAUAAAGAAAAAGAAAGUUUC